This is a messenger RNA of Tilletiaria anomala UBC 951, 7948 nucleotides long. RefSeq lists its product as uncharacterized. Gene Ontology annotation, cellular component: endosome membrane. Gene Ontology annotation, molecular function: 1-phosphatidylinositol-3-phosphate 5-kinase activity. Gene Ontology annotation, biological process: phosphatidylinositol phosphate biosynthetic process. The transcript has 7 exons. The record is from RefSeq and is a predicted model, not a curated record. Lineage: Eukaryota; Fungi; Basidiomycota; Exobasidiomycetes; Georgefischeriales; Tilletiariaceae. Bases 287 to 7573 code for a protein of 2428 amino acids.
CAAGAGCUAGUGAUUGGACAGUGCAGGCUGGUCAGAGAGCAUCGCACAUGGUGUAGAGACCCUCGCAUUGAAUUUGGGUUCGCCAGAGGGAGCGCAAGUAUUGAAUACAUGGGACGGCGCUUGACGCCAUGCACGCAACUCGCGUAGCGUGCAGGGACGCGUGACUCACCUGUCAGUUGGCACGGUUGCCGAUCGCUACCCAUGCUCUUUGUUGACGUCGACCCGGCCAGGCCCUCCUGGACAGCUUGAUACGCUUCAUUGAGGUCAGACGUGAACGGUCACAACCAUGGUCGAAGCGCAGCAGACCCGCAAAGAGGGAGGCGCAGCAGCGCCGUCACCGCCUUCCUCGCCGCCCGGCAGGCCGGCAACACCGGUCACCAUGGCAGAAGAAAACGAGGCCGACGCAGACAGUGGCCAGUUUGCAUCUGCCGUGACGCCACGGCCUAAGAAAAAGUGGCCUGGUCCUCUUGAGGCAGCUGCCUUUUUGCCACACCUACCCUCGUUGACGAGCAACAACAGCAAGAGCAGCAGCGACGCGCAGUUGACGAACGGCCAAGCGCCGCUUGUGCGCCCACCGCUUCCGUCGCCCGCACCAUCAGGCCGCAGCGUUUCAGGGGCGUCCAUCGCAUCGAACGCGGACGCAGCAUCGAUCAGUUCCGCCGCAUCCAUCGUGUCAGAAGCUUCAUCGAAAGCAAGCAGCAACAGCAACUGGCGCGCUACGCUCGAACUCAGUUUGCCAACUCAGCGGCGUCUGAUCCGCAAACCGCUGCCUCUCCUGCCAGGCGAUGGCCCGUCACAGAAGGUCGGUAGCAGUGGAAAGAGCGGCGCACGGGCGAAUUGUCCUGCAGACGGCAACGUAGCAGGACAAGAUACCGCUUCUGGAGCUUCGAAACCCCCAGAAAAGACGCAGUGGACACGGGCGGAGCUGGACGAGUUUGUCGAGAUGUGGUGGCCGGAAGAGAUGCCACCACUCGACGAGGCGUUCGUCCGUCAUCUGCACCGCGUGGAGGGCGCUUCUUCCGCCAGUGCGGACGAAGAAACAGUGCUAAGCAUUGUUUCCGAAUCAGGAUCUCAGAGAACGCAAGGGGACGAACUCACUGACGGCCAACAAGGAGGCGAAGAGGAAGCGAUCGACGAGCACGCAAAGCAGCUUCUGCGUCAAGGACUGGGGCUGGGACUCGAUCUGGAAUGCGAGGAGCACCUCAAGCAAAUCCUCUUACACGCUUGGGCAGCACCAACCUCCAAUGCAAUCUCUUCCAAGCAAACACCAGCGCCGCAAUCGGACAAAGACGCAACACUCCAAGCGCCAAACAAGGCAUCGACAACCAAAGAAAGCGCGACAGGAGGCGAUGACGAUGCUGAUGAGUAUGAACCACUCGGCGAGACGACAGCGCCACAGCUCUUCAGCGCUACCCUCGAUGCUAUGCGCUACCUCAGCUCGCCCGCUACGAUGGCCUCCCUUCAGCGCACAGCCGCGAUGAAGUGGCGUGCGGAGAUCCAGCUGCGCUCUUCCCUCGCGUCCGCCGACGCCGAUGCGGCCCACUCGCCCUCGGGCGCCGCGGCCACGAGCGGCUCGUCAGCGGCAGCUGCGAUGGCCUCCGGCGACGGCGCGUACGCCGCACUCGCGGCAGCGGCACUCGCUGCGAAAGGCUGGGCCAAGCUCGGCUUGACGGGCGGCGGGGGCUGGUCCGCUGCUGCCCUCGCCAGAGCCGGCGGCUUUGCAGCGGAGACGGCGUCGGCGCUCGCGGUCGUCGGCGCUGCUCCGCUGCAACGGUCGCACUCGUCGUCGCAUUUCCCAUUCUCUGCGCCGCAGGAUGCGCAGCGGGGUGGCACCGAUUUGCCACACGAUGCUCCUGAAGCCUUCGGCGAUGUGGAAGGAGCCGCAAUAGACCAGCUCCUAGGGGAGGAGGAGCGGACGAGGCUCAGGAAACGGGAUGUUGCCAUCAAGAUCCUGGGCAACGCUUUGUGGUUCGCGAGGCACUACGCCGCGCUUGGCUCUCCGGCGGGUACUCUGACAUCUCAGUGCGAUGCGGAGGCACGCAUUCCUCGCGAGGGCGGCGCGGACGGUGGUAAUACACUGCGCGCUAGUGCUGCAGUUCGCAUGGCGGAUGCAGUAAAUCCGUAUGAUCGUAUGCUCGACGCUGCUACGCCGGUCAAGCCGAAGAAAAUCGAACGCAACGCUCUGCCGCAGUUCCCGAGCAAGGCGGCAGCGACCACAGCGAUCACGUCUGGCACGGAGGAUUCCACCUGUAACACACACGCACAGGCGCCCACAGUGGACGGAGAUCAAAAUGCCGGCAGCGAUGCUCAGGCUGCUUCCACCACAUCCGCCGCUCCUUCAGCUGCACCUUCGCCUGUGCUCCCUGCUCAGACAGAAGCUGGGACUGUCUUGGGUGUCAUGGCGAGUCAUUCCUCGCCGACCCAUGAUGCUCCCAAGGAUGCGGCUUCGACGGAAGCCAGGGGCCAAUCAGCAGAGAGUGACAGAAGCGUCCGCAACCCGCGAGCGGGACCACCGAAGGUGUCCAAAGCUCAGCAGCAGCUAGCAUCGCUAAACAUUGCUGCCGGCGUAGCGUUUCAAGCCAAAGCUCGAGCGAUCGGGGACGUAGGCAGCAGCACUGCUGCUGCUGAUGAACUGCAGGCAUUGGCCUCGAGGAUCCGCACCGUGGCGCCGACGAGCUCGCACGCGUCCUUGCGCUCGAUCGCAUACACUCUUUCGAAUCGCAAUGAGGCAGAGGAAAAUGAGACUGCCGCGCUCGAGCGCGCCAAGCGCGAGUACGCCGAGGAGAUCAGCAAACAGUGUGUCGAGUGGGCGAAGAUGGUCGUGUGCCGUACUUGCAUCGACCUGCGCGUCGCCGGGGAGCCGCGGACUCCCUCUGGCGCAGGUGGUACCAGGUUCGGACGGCACGAGCGGAGCGGGACCAUUAAGGCGCACAGCGCAUCCUGCGCAGCGCGAAUGGCUGCCAAGAGGGAACGACCGGCGCAGCAAGCGUCCGAGGCGUCCGAUCGCACGUUAAAGUCGGUCAAUCGCUCGUCGCAGCGCUCUACCGUUGUUUGGGUCCCUGACAUCUUCGAGGGCGAGGAUCUGUUCCCGUUGGCCGCGGGCCAUUGGCAGGAUUCCGAUACUGCCAAAAGGGUGCGGUGUGUAGGGGGUACGUUCAAGGUUGAGGUAGAGGAGGAAGAUGAGGGUCUCCGCGUUUUGGAACUGCUUCGGCUCUUGGUGUAUGCGGGUUCUGCCAUGCUGCUUGAGUCGGCUUUCAUGCUCGACUCUGGGCUUGCAGCACCUAGACGUCCACCGCGCUCCUCGAGCACAGCGUUGGAGCGGUACGCUUCCGUUUCCAGCACUGCGACGGCCAUACCCUUGUCACAGGCCCAGCCCUCCACUGUUGUCGAGCCCACCAGCAGCAGCGAUGAGACGGGUGCGCUCACACCUCGAGCACAUGAGCAUAAGCAUGGCUGGGGGCGCUUCUGGAACAUCCUAGGGUCUGGAGCCACGCCGGAAGCUCAAGCGGGGGCGCCAUCAUUACCGCCUCUCGCUGGCGAAGCGUCCUCCGCCAGGUCUUCGCUCAGCCUUGUCCACCACCGCACCAGCUCAGAUGUGAGCAGCCACGCCAGACGUGGGUCUGAUGGCUUGCCGCGCUCGCUGACGCGCCCCGACAGUACAUCGUCGCCGAGAAAGCACAGGGGCAAAAUUGCUCAUCUGUUCAAAAUCAUUUCCAAAUCUGGAGGCCGCGACGAGAAGCACGUAAAGCAAGUAGACGAAGCGGCGAGCAUUGUCGUCCUGCAGUCGGAAGAUACCCUUACCACAGCACUGCAAGCAGCUGCGCCUCUGCCCAGGUGGGAACGCCCAAGGUUCGCAAAGCAGCCAGCACGUGCUUUCGUUUCCGUUUCGCCUCGCGUUAAUGAUUCUAAACAGCACCUUGCUCCACAAGUGUUCGAUUAUGUUGAACACUUCGUUCUACACCAACAUUUUGGUCUCCUGGUGCAAGCGCCGUCCGGGACGGACGUUCUCGGUGCUCGCCAAAAUGUUGGUUUGCACAUUGCCGACACACCGUCUGCCAAGUAUCAUUCCGACUCGGCGUCGCAUCGCUCCGUGUCGGGACGCAGUGCUACCAGCGAAGUGAGCGCAUGCUCUGUGGCAUCCAAGCAGGACGUCGCCAAGUCUUCUGCCGCUACUUACCCUGCGGUUGCGGGGCAACACGACCUCGUGCGCUUCUACAGCAAGCACGGCUCGCUGAAAGAUGUGCCCCUCGGCGAGGUGAUCGAAGAAAUUUGCUUAAUGGCUGCUGCGAUGCCGUUGGAGCAAGAACCAACGGCGAAGAGCAAGUCUUCUGCGUCUGCGCAACAGGCAGUGGUGCCGCCCGUGCGUCAAGUUGCUGUCCACUACGUCAACGGCGGCCGACUCAUCUCGCUGCAAGCUCAAGCCAGCGUGACGCCAAAAGCCAAAGCUCCCGUUCUAAGCCAAGUGAAAGAAGCAGAGAAACCCACAGUUGGAGCAAAAAACGACUCAGAGAUCAAGGCCGUCGCUGCGAUCCUUCACCUGGAUCACGACCAAGCUCGGAAGGCGCUCGCAGCUGCUGAAAAUGCUGUCCGCGUUGACGCCAGCCAAACAGCGGAUGGAACAUUGCUGUCCAAGAAGGGCAUCUACAUGUGGAGAGCAUCUCCUGGACGGGGCAAACAGAGCCCCAUGCGACCAAUGUCAGAGGCGACCUAUCUCAUGUCGUUCAGUAAAUUCCUUGAGGCAAUGAUGUACAACGCAGCCUUGCAGGAGCAAGAAGUAUCGACAGAUCGACCCUGGCCGCCAAACAAGGAUCCAGAAAACGAUGCUCGUCUGCCGCCCUUGCGCUUCUUCCGUUUGGGAGAUUCCCUCGUCAAAGUGUCCACUCGAAGAUUCAAGAUGUUCCACUUGCACUUGCAAGGCCCGGUUCUCGCUCCGCUCGAUCGCACUUCUGCGCUGAUGCAGUCUCCAGAGCCUAUCAAUCGUUCUCUGAAUGCUGGAACGCGACUGGAGAUCCAAGCCUUCUUCUCAUCUGUAAAACAUCAACUGACCGCGAUGGAAGGCAUAUUCGUCGCCCGUGAGCUGGACGAGCACGGGAAGACUAUCAAACUGCGCUUGCGCAACAAAACCAGCUUCUCUUCUGUCUCGACGCCGGGCUCGGAAUACACCGAAAGCGUUUUCUGGCAAAGCGAAGAUGGUACUGAGGACACAGCGAGCACACAUAGCGUGCGCUGGCAUCCGCUGGCGCUGCUCACGCGACUGAGAACGUCGCUUCGCACAGAUGAGUUUGGGCUCUAUGGUAUGCUGAAAGAGACAAAACCUAUUUACAUCAACGAUGUGCGAAAGGUCUUUUACGACUGCGCACGCUCAGCCAAGAAUCGUUUAAGCGCAUGGACCCGGAAGCAUUUGACUAAAGAUGAGCUCAAAGCAAUGGGCAGCCCUAAUUUCGAAGAGCCGGAAUACUUCGCACAAGGCAAGCACCCAUUUCCUGGAAGUUCCGUCCUCGUUCGCGAAGAUGAGCCGCUGUCCAUCAUUGCCUUUUCGCUCACCUCGCGCGACUUUCAGCGAGAGAUUGUGGUUCAAAAAGCUCAACACGACGAGCCGGAUGCAGCUAUUCUCGAAUGGCGAUCGGGUGUUUCAGAACCUUCGGCCAAAGGCUCCUCCAUAUCCUCCAGGAGCACAUCCACCAAAAAUUCGUCUCGCAUCAACCCGGAUGCGCUUGACCCUGAUCAGGACGAGGUUUUCUACAGGCCUGAGCCCGUUAAUGCUGUCAUGAAGCGCAAGAAACGAAACAAAGAGGGCUCAAUGCUGUCGCUCAAACUGCGUAGAGUGGCGUCGUCCAUCUCCCAACCAUCCGAACGGAAGGAAGACGUGGAAAACGAAGGCCCAUCAUUUGUCGAUGACAAGUCACCCGCCUUGGUGGAACCGAAGAACGUCGAGGCCGCCAGUGCUGCUAUCGAAGUAAACAUUCAGAUUGAGCCGGCACCUGACACCGAUCAUACUAUAGGCGAAGCUGGCACCACGACCAGCACAAUCGAAAGCGGUACCGUGUCUUCGAAUGCAACUAAUAGCACAUUCCGAGCGCGGAUCACUCAGGUACACAGACGCCCAAAGUCUCUCGCAAGCAUUUUCAUGCGUCACGAAGCCGACGCAAGUAGUGCAGGGGAAGAAAGUAGCGUAGAAACAAGCUCGCUAGCAGACACGACCACCCCAAAGGACGACUCUGAGCCGGCGCGAAAGAAACGGCAAGAAGAGACCACGCGGAUGUCGAUUGCGCCUUCCGCUUUGAAUGCCAUCUGGUCGGUCGGAUCGGGCUUUACGAACGGCACCGGCGCUCAGGACGCGAGUAAAACUGAAGCCAGUGAGCCGACCACCACGGGCUCUCGUUUGCUCCAGGAGAGCAAUUCUUCCACUGCCGGCACGACGGCAAGCUGCGCCCCGCCGAGCACUGGUAAAGGGACAUCGUCUCGAGCAAUGCCUUCUUCGCGAUUACAGGACAAGCAUCCGCAGUCACCACACAUCAAGCACUCGUUGUACCACGGCAAGACGAAGGUCUCGUGUGUGUCGUGGUUCGCAGAGGAAUUUGCAGCUCUGCGCGAAAAGUGGGGCGUUUCGCUCGAUGGCUUCGCGGAAAGCCUCAGCAGGUGCCACUCGUGGACCGCGUCUGGCGGCAAGAGCCGCAGUGCGUUCUACAAAACGGCAGACGGGAGGUUCCUGGCCAAGCAGCUGGUCACUGUUUGGUCCGUCGAUGAAAAGGAGGCAUUCUUGGAAUUUGCGCCGUCUUACAUUCGCUACAUGGCGGCGAGCAUGACGAAGCAGGAGCCAACCCUGCUGGUCAAGAUUGCAGGAGUGUACAGCAUCAAGGUCAAGGACACUGAGACACACGAGACGAAGCUGAAGAUAAACGUCAUGAUCCUCGAGAAUCUGUUUGCGGACCUCGACGAUGCAGAGAAGAGUGAAAAGGCCGGAAUGAGGAUGCUGCGCUUUGAUCUCAAGGGCAUCCGCGAUCGCCGCAUCAAGAAUGCCAACUACCGAGACAAUCCGGAUGGGCACGUCUGGUGGGACGCCGAGUGGAUCGAAAAUUACAAGCAGCGCGCAUUCAUCCUGGAAGCAGAGAUGGACACAUUCCAGCAAGCGCUGCGCAACGACACGGCAUUCCUGACGGCGUCCAACGUGAUGGACUACUCGCUGCUCGUCGGCGUCGUGGAGCCGCUACCAAAAGUGAGCGGGGUGCGCGAGUCGGGCGACGAAGGGCAGGAGCGCAUCACGUCGUCCUUCCGCGUGCGCAUCGUCGACUACAUUGGCGCGUUCACGCUCGCCAAGCAACUGGAGAGCUCUUCGAAGAAGGCACUCAAGACGCAGGACGGGAAGAGCAACGUGACCAUCCUCCCGCCUGCCGAGUAUGCGGAGCGCUUCUCCAAUGCAAUGCGGACAUAUUUUAUCGGCUGUCCAGCGCACGGAUGGCUCGGCUUGGACGGUACGAUGCAAGCGAUACGGUCCAAUGCGCCCUGGGAGCUCGAGAGGACGUCUACGGACGAGGAUGACUCGAUGACAUCGCUGCUCCCUUCUGUUUUGUGAGGCGCGUGCAGGCAAGCUGGAUUUCUGCAUUCUCCAUUUCUCUACGCAUUCCUUCCUGCAUGAUGGGGCAUCAUAAUGACGACGACGACGAUGGCGUAGCGGCGAAUCCAGACUCGAUCCAUACCCACUAUUUUGAGAAUUGAGAUACCCCCGUAUAUAGAAAUCAUGGUUUUUCGUAGUUAGUGCAUGUUCAGCAGCAACAACCGGUGAUAGAUCGGCUUUGCAGCUGAUGAGAUUCCUGACGACGGCCUGACCAUGCACGGCUUGGACCAUGACCAGGAUGAUGGCAAACGUUGACCGUGAUGGUGACAGCCUAGGUUCGUUCUGGCAGGCAGGUGCCGGGGCGGAAAGGUCCAGUAGCAGGGGGUGGCGCGU